GGGAAAGGGGUUCGGGUUUCAGGGGUAUGGAUAAUAUUAUAUGUGACUCAGCUGAGCGGUGCCGGAAAACAAGUUCCAGAUCAAAACAAAACCACCGAUAAAGCUGGGGAGCUAGGGGAGCCAACAAAGCAGUGGCAAACUCCCCACACUUGGCCAAGUCGAUGGCCAAUACCCAAACCUUCGAGCGACCAGUUUCCAGUCGAGUUUUUGACGCGCACGCAUGCGCACUACAAUGUGAAAGUCAGCCACGACGACUCACGAUUGCCACAUUCACUUAAAGAGCUCUUUUGUUGCGGAAUAUCUGGUUGUUCCGGAACCAGAACUAUGGCUCAAACGGGACACCUUUUGUGGUUCUCAACGGUCUGCUGGAUUGCAUCAUGGAUAAGUGGAGCUGAUGCACAGCAUCUGAUCGCCUACAUCUCGCAGAGGGGUCUCCAUGGAGAGAUUACUUUUCGGCAAAUGAAUGCCAGCACGGUGGAGAUCAAGGCCAAUCUGGAGGCCACUCUGCAGUAUCCCGAUCAGGUUUGGAGUUGGGGAGUACGAAGAUUCCCCGUGGAUUACUCGAACACAGAUCCCGAAGAGCGCUGCGAACUGAGUCGCUUGGGUAGUCAAGUUUUGUCCUUCGAUGAGGAUUUGGAGUACCUAGUCCUCCCCGGAAAUGAAACUUCCUCGUGGGAACGCAAUAUGCAGCUAAUUGGAGAUCGAGGCAUUUGGGGCAAGUCACUGGUUCUCACCGAGGUCAACUCUAAUUUCCGGAUUUGUGCCACCAUAACAACCAUCCAAAGUUCCGUGGAGCAUAUGGCGGAGGCUCGAUUCAAUACUCCCAUCGCAGGAUCUGUUCACUUUCGUUGGUUGGCUGCUGCCGAAGGAGCCGUUGGGGAUACCUUAAUCUACUCGGAUCUUUAUCAUAUUAGAGAGCAACCAGCUCUUCUCGAAGAAGAUAAGAGUCAAGCUGGAACUUUUACCCAGCACCAUUGGAAAAUCUACGUGACGGAUAUCUUCAAGCAUGACCAUCAUCGCACCGAGGAUAAUUGCAAUUUUCUUCAGUUGGUCUUUGAUCCUCAGGGCGGUGGCGCUGGCAAGGGAAUCGGCGACCUGGAUGCUCGUCUGGGGAGGAUUGGAGUGGCCAAGAAUGCCCUGCGUUCGCCACAACGCAGUGUUUUCAGGGAUGCCAAGCUCGCCCUGUUGCCCUCGGAUCUCACUAUUCCACACAGGACUCUCUACCUGGUACUUUUCGAUAACCAACAUCCGGAUUCUUAUCUCGCCUGUACCAAGAUUCGUCAUGUUCAACCGUUGACUUACAAAACUUUCAUCAACUCGGGUGGAGUCAAGGGAGAAGUGACCUUCACUCAGCGUUCCAAAUUCGACCCGACUUUCCUCAAUUUCACCCUGGGAGCUCCGCUUUCCCAGCGCGUGAGUCGCAAGUUUGCCGAGGAUGUGGCCGCCUUCAGGAUACACAAUCUACCACCGGUGCCCCAGAGAAUGGGUCAUGAGGACUACUGUUGGACCACCGGGGAGAUGCAUAAUCCCCGCGAGAUAAACGAUAACAUACCACCGCCUGGCUAUGGAACCCAGGAGCAGUAUCCCCUGGGCGACCUCUCGGGGAAGCUGCAGGGUCGCAACAAGGGUUACUUCCAUCAGUAUGUCCUGCCAGGAACGAGUUCCGAGCUGAAUGGCCUCUAUUGGGAUGUCUUUCUGCCCCUUCAAGGACGUCACAGCAUCGCCCAAAGGAGCCUGGUCAUAUACACCUUCAAUCGAUCUGAUGUGACUAAUAUUACCAAGAUGAUAUGGGGCUGUUCCAGCCUGGGGGAAUAUCAAAGGAAUGGAAUCUACCAACGUGACAUGAUUACGGCUCAGGUUCUUUUCCGUUACCCAGUGGUGGGUCGUGUGAUCAUGCGACAGCCGGCGGAGCAGCCUUGGCAGGACACCACCGUUCUAUUUGAGUACCUAAUCCAGGCGGAUGGUUCCACACAGAAUACCACCCGUGAUCAUCGUUGGGCCAUCCAUAGCAAUGCACCUGGAAAGGAUUUCUAUGACUGGCAACAGAGGUGCAUCUCGGCAGGACCUGUCUUUAAUCCAUAUCGAGUAGAUUGGGGCAAUCGAAGUGUGGAUGACUUUUGCCAACCAAAUUUACCCUCGAUGUGCCGAAUGGGAGCCAUGGAUUCGAGAUUGGGAACUCUAACCAUUGCUGGAGGAAGAAGGGUGGCCCAGAAAAUAAGCAGGAGAAUGUUUGUGGAUGGUAAUCUUCCGCUCUCUGGAAGGCACAGCAUUCUAGGUAAGUCCCUGGUUAUCUACGAGGAUAGUGGUCCUAAAGCUAGAGGGGAGAGACUAGCCUGUUCGGCGGUUAUUGGACAUUUCCGUCGAAAAGUGGUGGCCAAGGAGUGGUAUGCCAAUGGAGAUCCCCUGACUGUUAGUGGUAGGGUCGAGAUAACCCAGCAAUCGGAGUACGAUGUUAGCAACGUCGAAGUGCAGCUGAAGGGAUUGCAGGAUAACACAGGAUAUCAUAUACAUAGGACCCCCGUGGAAGCCAAUCUGGCUUUUCCCUGCGAAGCCUCCACUUUAUAUGGCCACUGGAAUCCCUUCGAUGUGAGUCCCAAAUCAGCACCGCCUCCAAAAAGAGGAACCACCGAUCAGUAUGAGAUGGGAGAUCUGAGUGGAAAGUUUGGAGGCCUCGAGGGAGUCACGCAGUUCGAGGAUGCCUACAAUGAUACGAAUCUUCCGCUCUUCGGCUACAACAGCAUCAUUGGAAGAUCUGUGGUCAUUCAGAAGAGACAGAAGAAUGCUCGAUGGGCCUGCAGUACCCUUGAGCGAGGCUAUAGUCCCAGUGAGGCCAGGGAACUCAGGGCCAUUGCCUCGUUCCAUCAUCCCACUGGAUAUGCCUAUGGUUAUGUGAAGAUGACGCAGUUAAUCCACAAUGAUGGCAGUCAAUCGGAGACGGUGAUUGAGGUGAAGCUGCGGCAUCCUGGUAAAAACGAUAGGAACUCUACGAGAAACCACAACUGGCAGAUCUUCGUAAAUCCCGUGGGCGUGGAUGCAGCCGUAAAACCCACAAACACACGCUGUGUGGCUGGAGGAUAUGUUUGGAAUCCGUACUACACACAACUGGCAGAUCCCUUGAAUCUGGAUCUCUAUGAACAGGAGUGCAGUCCCGAUAAUCCUUUGCGUUGCUAUGUAGGCGAUGUUGGAGCUCGUUUGGGAACUAUAGAUCUUGGAGGUGAACGCGUAGUCCUUACCGACUCUAAUUUCCCCUUGGAGGCUCCUGUGGGAGCCAUUGGACGUUCUAUUGUGAUCUUUGGACCCGAUAAUUCCCACGAGAGGUUCGCCUGUGCAAAUAUAGAACCCGAUCACAAUGUCAUUAAAUACAUCAACCUGCAAAAGCCGCCCCGAUUUGUAGUUGCCCAGUUUCUGGAGGAGCUAAGAACCGUGAUGGGCAUUCCCGAGUGGAUGUUGGAUGUGGAUGCUCGGAAGACCAAGGAACUUCAUGGUGGCGCCUGCAUCCAGAUGAUCAUCCAUUUCAAGGGACCUCUGGCCCACCGAUUGGAGUUGGAUAUGUCCCGUUUGAUAGCCGCUGGGAGAUUGGAUGCCCCUAGUCUGUUCAUUCCAGGUUAUGUGAACCAAAAGAGAAAGGCCACCAUUUCUUAUCGCACCUGUGGUGUGAGGGAUACCAAUGAGAAAAGAACCAAGAACUUCAGGGGUAACUUUUAUUCCUCAAACUCAGCUCCAACCGAACCAAAGCCUUUUGUAUUAGCUUUCGUAGUCAUUGGCUUAGUCUUUAAGUUCCUUUAAAUCUUAAAAAUAAUGUUACUUUGUCAAAUACUCAAAUCGAUUUUAAAUAUCAACGUAGUCACUAGCUUAGCAUCUAGUUGUGUAUAAAUUCGAGGUUUUAUUUUAUUUUCUAUUCCUGUAAAUAAUAUUUAUACAUUUAUCAAAAAUAAUUGUACAGUAAUUAUUAUCAAAAUUUACAAAGAAAAUUGUUUAGGCUGUACAGUAACUAAUAUCAAAAUUGUUGAUUAAUAGCUAUUAAAUGUAGUCAUCUUA
This is a messenger RNA of Drosophila takahashii, 4038 nucleotides long. It is a transcript of the gene Rsod, whose product is annotated as Related to Sod. Gene Ontology annotation, biological process: superoxide metabolic process. The record is from RefSeq and is a predicted model, not a curated record. NCBI's taxonomy places the organism in Eukaryota, Metazoa, Arthropoda, Insecta, Diptera, Drosophilidae. Gene Ontology annotation, molecular function: metal ion binding.